AGCUUUGUCGUCUCUUUCGUCUCCGUCCAUCCCCGUCGUUCCUUUGCGUUUGACUCUCAUUCUCUUUCUCUCUCUACACCUCUCUCUCUCUCUCUCUCUCUCUCUCUGUUGUUGUGUUUCUCUCUCCACCACUCCUUCUUAUCACUCUCUUCCUCAUAAUAUUGUGAUCUCUCUCAGUUAGUUCCCUUUCUGAAACACAUACAUAGAAGUUUUCUCCUUUCUUUAGCCGAGACAAAUCAAUCCAAAGGGAGAGAGAUGCCCAUUACCCACCCUCUCUAAAGAUAAGAGCUUUUUUCUUUUUUUUUUUCUUUCUCUUCAUAUCUCUAUUUUCCAUAUAUUAUGAGGCGGCUUAAAGGGUUGGUUAUUGUGAGUGUGAGGAUCACUUUUUGAGCGUGUUUUCUGUGGAUUCGGUCUUGUGUAUUUUGCUAUACAGAAUAAGAGAGGAAGAACAAACAUGACUGAAAGUAAUAAUGAAGUCAACCUCAGUGAAUCUAAGAGUGUUGUUCCACUCAACACUUGGGUGCUUAUCUCCAAUUUCAAGCUGGCUUACAAUCUACUAAGGCGUGCUGAUGGAACGUUCAAUCGAGAGUUAGCGGAAUUCCUGGACCGCAAGGUCCCGGCUAAUACCAUUCCUGUUGACGGGGUAUUCUCUUUUGAUCAUGUCGAACGAAGCACCGGGCUCUUCAAUAGGGUGUAUCAAGUAGCUCCUGAAAACAUGGGAAGGUUCAUAGAGUUGGAGAAGCCCUUGAGCACCACAAAGAUUGUUCCUGUUAUAAUUUUCUUCCAUGGUGGAAGCUUCUCUCAUUCAUCUGCGAACAGUGCUAUAUAUGACAUCUUCUGCCGCCGCCUUGUAAGCAAUUGCAAGGCUGUGGUGGUUUCUGUGAAUUACAGGCGAUCACCGGAAUAUCGGUAUCCUUGUGCCUAUGAUGAUGGCUGGUCUGCACUUAACUGGGUUAAAUCAAGGACAUGGCUUCAGAGUGGAAAGGAUUCCAAGGUUCAUGUGUACUUGGCUGGGGAUAGUUCAGGUGGUAACAUUGCUCAUCAUGUUGCUGUGAGGGCUGCUGAGGAAGAUAUUGAGGUGCUAGGUAAUAUUCUUCUCCACCCACUGUUUGGUGGGGAGAAACGAACCGAGUCAGAGAUGAAACUGGAUGGGAAGUACUUUGUGAGGCUGCAGGACCGUGAUUGGUAUUGGAGAGCUUUUCUUCCCGAAGGGGCGGAUCGAGAUCACCCGGCUUGUAACCCGUUCGGCCCCAAGGGUAAAAAUCUUCAAGGACUCAAGUUGCCCAAAAGUCUUGUUUGUGUGGCUGGUUUGGAUCUUCUCCAAGAUUGGCAACUGGAAUAUGUGGAAGGUCUCAAGAAUUGUGGCCAAGAUGUCAAACUUCUAUACCUAAAGGAGGCAACUAUUGGUUUCUACUUCUUGCCUAAUAAUGAUCAUUUCUAUACCCUCAUGGAGGAGAUAAAGAACUUCGUCAACCCUAACUGUUAAUAUACUAUUUAACCUUACUUAAAGGAUCCCAUACAUAACUAAAAGCCUGACAUUUCACCUGGGUAAUGUUUCUUUUUUUUAUUUUUGUAUCUUUUUUUCUUUUCUUUUCCCAACUUUAUAGGGGUGGUGUGUAGUUAUAUAAAUGUGUAGUGCUACUUACUGUGAUAACAUCUAUGGUGGUAAAUCUGGAGCUUUCUGUGAUCGGUGUGGACUACUGCUUCCUGUGCUGUGUUCAUAUCUUUUUGAAGGGUAGCACCAGUUUCAGCAGUUUGAAGUGCCAGAGUUCAGUUCUUUAGUGGGGUUUGGCUGAAGCAACGUAAAUGAAGCUUGCCCUAUUUAACUUUUUCAACCUCAAUAGUAGGAGGAGGGGAGAUACAAGAUAUGGCUUGGCUUAUCGCUUUGGUUCAGUGAAUGCAUUUAUGUUGUAUAACAUAUAUUAUUGACUGGGAACUGGAGCAAAUGCCAUCCUGUUAUGAACUUUUAUGUCUAUAUAUAAAUGUCUUGUUUGUUUACUUUUCAGUUAGAAUUUUCAUCAGGAAGAAGCUAAGGUUGUAAUAUAUUUUCAUCCUGUUAAAUUAAAUUAAGCAGUUUCAUCUUCUA
Messenger RNA from Glycine soja, 2086 nucleotides. Its product is annotated as gibberellin receptor GID1B-like. Lineage: Eukaryota; Viridiplantae; Streptophyta; Magnoliopsida; Fabales; Fabaceae. Gene Ontology annotation, molecular function: gibberellin binding; hydrolase activity. The record is from RefSeq and is a predicted model, not a curated record. Gene Ontology annotation, cellular component: nucleus; cytoplasm. The coding region runs from base 455 to 1486 and encodes 343 amino acids. The transcript is spliced from 2 exons. Gene Ontology annotation, biological process: raffinose family oligosaccharide biosynthetic process; floral organ morphogenesis; positive regulation of gibberellic acid mediated signaling pathway.